UGCAAGCCUAACGCAUUGACCAAUAGCGCUGCGUUACCACCAGAGGUAGCUGUCAAUCAUCGAGCACGAGCAGGUCUCAGCGUGCACAACAGUGUCACGCGCCUCACUCGGCUUACUGCAGAAACAUGGAGAAACAAAACCCCAAAUUACCGAUUCCUCGACUGCCUUCCACAUCUCAAAAAACAUUUAAAAAGUUUAAAAGCCCUUCUUCAAAAGUGGCUGUAAGACGUUUAAGACAGUCGAGUAGAAUUUACAUUGGAGAUUGUUUUAAAUGAUGGAGAGAUUUUCGUGAUCUACGCGGCCUGAAAACGGAUGAAGAGUUGGCAAAGUAUCUUUUGGACAGGACAUGUGGAUCGGUCUACUCCAUCAUGUGACUGGAGAACAUGAGUGGUCUCUGGAUGCUUGUCAGCAUGAUCCUUUACUAAGUGACAGAGAGAAAGACUGGAUUCAGAAAGGCUCCACUCCACACAAAGCCCUCAGUGACAUCAUUCUCAGUGAACGCUGGCUGAAAGAAGUCCCAAAAUAUUUGAAAUACAGGUACUGUAUUUAAUUAUAGCUAUAAAUAAUAAUAUACUUGUUCUAAAUGUUAAAUUCUUGUUUUAGAUCUACAGCACAUUUGGAGGCGUUUUACAACCAUCUCCUAAUGUAUGCAAGCAAAAGAUUCAGUUACAUCCCACCUGUUUACGAGGCACGGAUACUGCUUGCUGAAUUGGACUACAAUCACCACUCACAUCGAGAAGUGAAGAGGAGAGCAGAUGGAUCGAUACAGUAUGUAUUUAUUUAUUUAUAUUUGUAAUAAAACAUACACUCAUGAAUUCAUAAUUCACAGGUCCAGUUUUAGUCAUUUUUUAUUAACAACUUCCUCAGAUGAACAACCACAACGCUCCUAACUGCUACAUAUUGGUUUAACAACAUGCUGUCAAGUGGCCAACUGUAGAAUAACAGAAACACCACAUUUUCAAUAAUAGCGCCUCCAGGUGGGGCUUACCUAAAUUACGUUUAAUUUAAAACACUUUUUCAGCUAAUUUGUUGUAUACUAUAAGUUAGAGCCCUGCACGGGCCUAAAAUCUGAGCCCGUGUCCGGCCCGGCCCGAAAAGGUUUUCAGGAUUCUCUGGCCUGACCCGAGCCCGACUUUUUUUUAACCAACUAAAUGAAAACAAAGUGCGUCAAUCCUGACCAAUGUGUUAAAAGACGUGCAGGAUCCGAUCAAUUUGUUUUUCCCUCAUUUACCGUCACGGAGAUGACGGCGCAAUGGCUCUGGUGUUAAUCAAGUUAAAUUUUAUCUCUUUGCAACAAUUUUCACAAGAAAACAGAACAGUUAAAAGCAGGGCUUGUGUUGACCGGAUAGUUCCCGUAUUUGAUCGUUUAUUUUGAUGGAGAAAGAAUAGAAAGAAUUACCCCGACGCAUGCAGACGAACUGACAUUUUAUUCUACGCACAUCGCAAAUGUAGCUAAAUCACGCAAGAAAAGAUUCCCAUCUGAACAUCUGAGCUUCUCAGCGCAGCUCGCUCUCAGCAGAUAUGUGCAUAGCGAGCUGAAGUUGUGGAGAGGGGCUUGGAGCGCGUCGCAGAACCAGAGUGCACUGAAGCAAGUGUUUUCCAAACCCUGUCAGAGAGACUUGUCACUUAGAAAAUGUUCCCUGAUGAUGAAACUUUGGCUGAAUAGCGCUUGUUCCUGUCUCCAAUGUGGCGACACAUCCAGGAGCCAUCUGAGGAGAAUCCCAGAAUCUCACAUCCUCUUCAGCUCAGACAGCGCCUAUGAUUACGCACAAGUGUGAUGGCGGGGACUGAGCAUGCGCUGACGGCCGAUCACCGGAUACACGGCAGCGUUUGAAGCUGAUGGCAGCUCGUUAACAAACAUCCACAAUCAAUUAAGACACAUUUUCGCCUAAUUUAUUUACUGACAACGCAAAAAAUAAUCUGGUAAGUAUAACUCACUCAAUCUGGAGGUAAGUGAAGGAAAUUUAGAAAGUUUGUUAAAUUAUAUUGACGACGUUUUUGAGUUAUUCAUCAUGGGUCCGAAGAAAUCAGCAGCUGAGGCUGAAGCACCUGCUGGGACCAAGAGAAGCCGUCCUCAGGACUCGCCUGAGGCCUCAUCUCCCCGGAAGGACAUAUUAGAAUUAUUAGAUUCUACAGAUAAACGGCUUCUGGGAUUUGAGGGGCGACUCCAUCUGCUCGAGGUUCUUCACCAGGAGUUUCAGAACCUCCGAACAUCUCUGGAGUUCAGCCAGGAUCAGGUUGAGCGGCUCGCUGCUGAGAACGCGUCUCUGCGGGAGUCCGUUUCUUCCCUGGAAGAGGGAAUGACGCGGAUCGCCCAGGACAACAAGAUUCUGAAGGAGACGGUUUUGGACCUUCAGGCCCGCAGCAUGAGGGAUAAUCUGGUGUUCGCAGGACUGCCGGAGCAGGCGGGUGGGGCGGAGAACUGCGAGCAAACAAUAAAGAACUUUCUCCAGACAGAAAUGAAGAUACCCGAAGAAAAAGUUAAAAACAUCACAUUUCACCGGGUACAUCGCCUUGGAGCUAAAAGAGGGGACAGCAGAAGACCUCGUCCCAUCGUGGCUAAAUUUGAACAUUUUAAGCAGAAGGAUCUUGUUAAAAGUCACGGAAGAGAGCUCAAAGGGAAAGAUUUCAGCGUCAAUGAUCAGUUCCCGAAAGAAAUUCUGGUUCGACGCCGGGUCCUCUUUCCACUGCGAAAAAAGUUUAUCCAGGAUGGGAAGAGAGCUGUCACCUCGGUGGAUAAGCUUUAUGUGGACAAUAAGCUUUACAAGGAGCGAGGAGUGACAGACUGGCUGUAUUAGCCCAACAUCAGGUCAGACAUUUAUUAUUCUUAUCAGGAUUCACUGGGUUUGAUCACGUCAGGAUUAAACAGCUGCUAAAUCCGUAUUCUAGAUGAUGAGAUCACCUGUUCAUCACCACUUCACACCCCUACCGCCUUUUCUUUUUAGUUCUUUCUUCUUUUUUAACCUGUAUCUGUAUUUUCCCUUCCUUUUUACCUGCUUAUGUACCUUUACACCUGUACGGCACAACCACACAACUUUCCAACACUGCGUCAGAUUCGACACACACACACACACACACACACACACACACACACACACACACACACACACACACACACACACACACACACACACACACACACACAUAGAUAUAUUAAAUUCACAGCACAAUAAAUAUCAUAAUUUAUGCGUCAAAUAAUACAACCACAAACACUGUUGGAUCUUUAUUAUUAUUAUUAUUAUUAUUAUUAUUAUUAUUAUUAUUAUUAUUUACUUUUCGGUUAUU
This is a messenger RNA of Nothobranchius furzeri (turquoise killifish), 3285 nucleotides long. The record is from RefSeq and is a predicted model, not a curated record. NCBI's taxonomy places the organism in Eukaryota, Metazoa, Chordata, Actinopteri, Cyprinodontiformes, Nothobranchiidae.